GCUAACAUAACAUUUAUAUAUCUUAAGAUCCAAAUGCACAGAUUCUGAUCUAAAAUUUCAAAGACAAUUUAAUAAUAAUUUGCAGGUCAGUAACAAUAAAAAGCAAACAAAUCAAAUCCAUCAAAAAUCUUGAAUACUUGAGUAGCAACAAGCCCACACAUGUGAACUAUGUCGCAGAGCAAAAGCGCACCGCAUUUGUCCGCAAUCUCCAUGAACCUUUUGUAGUCCAAGUCUCUGGUAUAAGCACUUCCUCCACAGAUGUGCAAUUUAGGCCAGAAUCCAUGGCCUUCCCCCACCAACCUAUCGUAAUCAAUGUACCCCGUCCUUGAAUUCCACCUUAUAAGGCAAGCUCGAAGUAAUUCGAUGUGGCACUGAAUUUCUUCCCAUCAGAAGUAUAAUACCCGUGUGUCAAAUGCACCUAGAAGGCAAAUCAAGACCCAUGAUCCUGUCACAAGGGGUUAAGAAUUGCCAUGCAGACAACAAAAUUCACUGGACAGCCACUAUAGGGCCGCACAUUGACACUCCACUUUAUGGGAUCAUGCAGUAGGCCUAGAGAGCAUGGGAAUGGGUGAGAUUUUCGAUCUUGUUGAUGUAUUCGUUUUCUCAAAGAAUGCCCUUGAUGCACUUACUAGUGAGUGCGCUGCCAAGAGCCUCAAUGACAGCGAGGGUAUUGACAGUUUUUUGACUAUCAAAGAUAUGCAGGGCUACCACAAUCUCUCUCGCUAAUCUCAUACACGUGCAGUUCUUGAAUCUUAGCAGAAACCCAGUAAAAAAGGAGGUAAAAAACAAGGAUCAUACAGAGAUAAAAUUAAAUUAAUUACAGGAUCUUGAACCUGCUGGUGAAUUGGUAUGGCUCUUGCAUGAGAAUGAUAUUCUGGUGGCAGAUAAUCAGCGGAGAAGAAAUUCGAAUACUCAGCUAUCGCAAGAACUUGAGGCACUUAGUGAGUCCCUCUACCAGUCGCACAUUUCAGCUAUUGUCCGAGGAACUACCUCUCUUGUAUUUCCAAGAAGUGUGAUCCCGCCUAUCUCCUCCACCGAUGAAAUUGAAACGGAAAAAUUUGAGAGGCUAAACCGAAAACCAAGAUCGAGGCACAUGUCCCUGUCCCCUCCGCGUUCUCUGCCAAAGCUUGAUGAGGAAGAAGAGCAGAGAGAGCGAAGUACGGUUUCAACUAAGAUAGAGACAAAGAAGUUGGUUGAUGAAUCAGCUACAUCAGAGAAGAAAGGAAUAUGGAAAUGGAAGCCAAUUAGAGUACUCUUCCAUAUUGGUAUGCAGAAGCUUAGUUAUUUGUUCUCAGUAGAAGUUGUCACAGUUCAUGAUCUUCCAGCUUCUAUGAAUGGCCUUUGCUUAUCUGUUUGUGUUAGGGAGAAAGAAAGCAAGGACGGAGCAGUUCAGACAAUGCCAUCAAGGGUUUCUCAAAGAGAAGCUGGUUUUGAAGAGACGUUCAUAAGGUGCCGUGUUUACUUCACCCCAGAAAGUGGAAAGCGCAUAAGUUCGAACCACAUCCAUUUCUAUAUAUAUAUGAUUGCAGUUGAUGCUGAAGAACUUGAUUUUGGAAGAAGUUCUACAGAUUUAAGUCACUUAAUUCAGGAAUCCAUUGAGAAGAGCUUUGAAGGUGCAAGAAUUCAACAAUGGGAUACAGCCUUCAAUCUCUCACCUAAGGCUAAGGGGGAUGAACUUGUUCUGAAAUUGGAGUUCCAGAUUAUGGAGAAAGAUGGAGGUAUUGGAUUUUAUAAUCAGUCUGACAGCCAGAAGUCGGGUAAAAAUAGGAAUAACUCACCUUCUGUUGCUCGAAGACACUCAAAAUCAUCCUUUAGUGUUCCAAGUCCAAGACCGACUAGCCGAGCAGAAGCUUGGACUCCUUCACAAAGAGUCACAUCAGAUAUUUAAGGAAUUGUUGAUCUGAAUCUUGGUGAACUGGCUCCAGCACCUUCAACUUCCCAGCUCCUGUAGUAGAAGACCGAGGAAGAAAAGGCGAAAAUGGAGAACCUCGAUCUCCCAGACUUUGAAGUGGUGGAUAAAGGAGUUGAAAUCCAAGAUGAAGAUGAAGAUGAAGAUGAAGAUGAAGGAAAAACAGCAGAAAACUCUGAUAAAAGAUCCAUCUCAAGCGAGGUUGUCAAGGAAAUUGUUCACAAUCAAUUCCACCUGACAAGAUUGACAGAGCUUGAUUCAAAUGCUCAGCAGAUAAAAGCUCUUGAAUCCAUGAUGGGGGAGGAAAAAGCAGACAAAACAGAUGAAGAAACGGCAUCCCAAAUAUCAGAUGCAGACGAAGAAAUCAUAACUAGAGAAUUUCUACAAAUGCUGGAGGGCGUUGAAGCUAGUAAGUUCAAGAUUGAUCCUGAAAUCCUUACUCCAAAGGUGGAAAGCAAUGAAAAUAAAGAAGACCGAGUCCACAUCUUCCUACCAGAUCUCGGGAAUGGAUUGGGCUGCCUAAUCCAAACACUUAAUGGAGGGCAAUCGGCAGCUAUGAAUCCUCUGGAUACUGCAAUUGCACAGAAAGACAAACCAAAACUCGCAAUGCAGUUGUCCAAGCCAUUCAUUCUCCAAUCAUAUAAGAACAGAUUUAAGUUAUUCCAGGAGAUGGCAGCUAUUGGCCUUGAAGAACUUAGUUCUCAGAUCUUAUCAUUGAUGCCAUUGGAUGAACUCAUUGGUAAAACAUCAGAGAAGAUAGGUUUUGAAGGCAUUGCUUCAGCAAUUAUCCAUGGAAGGAACAAAGAAAGUGCUGCUCGCACUUUUACUGCUGUAAAAUCCAUGGUAACUGCAAUGAACAGCGGUAGAGAGGAAAGAAUUUCAACCAGAAUAUGGAAUGUGAGUGAAGCCCCUCUGACAAUUGAUGACAUUUUGGCUUUCUCAAUGCAAAAGAUUGAAGUUAUGGCAAUAGACGCUCUAAAAAUUCAGACUGGUAAGGCUGAAGAAGAUGCCCCAUUUGAUGUAUCUCCAAUUGAUGCGAAAACCAUUGGAGUUAAUGUAAAAGUAUAUAAUCACCCAUUGGCUUCAGCAGUUCCCACUGAGGAUCGGAUAAGGGUUAGCAGCACAAAAUGUCCUGAUGAUGCUUCAGACCCACCAGCUUUAACAUUGUCAGUGGUUGUCCAACUAUGCAAUGCAAUGAGGCAGUACGAGGCUGUUUGUGGCCCUAUCGUAGCAUUGAUUCAUGCAAUGCAGUUUACGAUAAGACUGAUAGUUACGAUGAGGAGACAAAAUAUGAAGUAUCAAGUUUACGUGUUAGGGGCUUAAGAGUGAGAACUCCAGGAAGAAAAAAAUGUAUGGGACACUGAAAAGCAA
This is a messenger RNA of Olea europaea var. sylvestris, 3280 nucleotides long. Its product is annotated as protein PLASTID MOVEMENT IMPAIRED 1. The record is from RefSeq and is a predicted model, not a curated record. Lineage: Eukaryota; Viridiplantae; Streptophyta; Magnoliopsida; Lamiales; Oleaceae.